AACGCCUCGGUCUCCAUCCUCGACCAAAUUCCAUCAAAUCAACAUCCGCGCUCACCACAAUCGAAUUAUUUCAUUCGAGCAAAUACUCCCGUCGUAUUUUCCCGCUCCGCCAGUGACGUUUGGCGCUUGUUUAUUUUAUUGUUUUUGCGUUUUCUGCUUUGCGCGUAUCGCCUAGCCCCCGCGCUUUGGUCUCUUUUGACUCUGGUAAUUUUCAACCUUGAGCCCACCUACUACCUAGCCCUCACCCUCGACGCGACUGACGGGGGUGCCAGAAGCCCGUCACCGCACCCCCAAUCAACUCGCGUGUGAGCGCACAGCGAAAGCUACCCCAACAGUCGCGCGCCACACGCCUGCACUGCGGGUUUCCAUGCGCCAGCCUGCUUCUCGCUUGGUUGCUGACUAGAGCUUCUGCAAACAGAAGUCACCCGUUGGCCGCUUGGGAUCCUCCUCGCUGGCGCCCACUGGAAUUUUCCCAAAGAGGGGCAUACACGGGAUCUCUUGUGGCCUUCAGUUGUUGGGUGUGCAUCUCCGAUUCAAGUUUCGCAUCCGACGUCUGACACGGCCCAGCCUGAGAUAUAUCCCGUGUUAUUGUCUCCGGAGAAGCAAUCGACGCUGAGCAGCAGCCCUCGUCGCACCAUAGCGCUGGCUCUUCCAAAGGUACGUUGCCGCAUAACGGCUCGAGGACCUCUGAGAACCAACCAAACCCCUCCCUUCCCGUGAGCUGCUGCUUGGGCGCCCCUGGGGCCCCCCCACAACGCCCCGGCCAAGGACAGACGCUCGCUUCUGUGUGCGCCGAGGCAGGAAAAUUACUGGCAAAUCAGCACCUGGCCCCGAGCUUCGACUUCAUCUUGAGCUUUUGAAAGACUCCCCAUUUUGGAGGCCUAUCACCAUCUCCAGCUUCACCCUCGUCCCCAUCAUUGGCCAUAACCCUGGUCAGGUGAUUGUUCCUCCCUGCGGAGGCCAAUUACCUGGCUGCGCAUUCAGUUUCAUGGACCUGAUGGUAUUCGCAGCAGGACAGAUUUGAAAGAGAGCUCUUGGUCGCCGCCAGGAUCGCUCAAAAAGAACAUCGGCCCAGUGUCAAGACAAGUCCGCGUGCUAGCCGACAAGGCCUUGUUAACAACCUGCCCAACCCGCUUGGCGUGCUCGCCAGCGUCCAACUUGGUAAGUGAAGGAGCGCACGCCUCCAGACCUGCCGAUUUGCAGAGUUGCCUUGUUUGUGCCCCCUCUUUCCAUCCUGCCCACCUACAGCCGCAUUUGCCAGUGCGUCGCUCCCCAUCCGUCCGCGCACCCCGUUGUGGCUAGGUCCACACCGCCGCACUCCCUCCCACCCUAUGUUUAGGUGUCCACCCCCCUCCCUCGCCCGCCCAAAUAAGCAGCGACUCGCUGCCGAGCUUACCCAGCGAGCCCUCUCUGGCUUGCGGAUGCUGUCAUGCGGAUUUCCUUAUAUCAUCCUCCUUCCGGCAGAUGCUCAUUGUGGCCUGCUCCGUUCUCGCGACGUCAAAAACUCGUUUCUAUGAAACCCGCCUCUCUCUGAGCAUCCCUACCCCACGGGUCAUCUUGAACAGCCGUUUACACCGCCGGUUCCCCAGACCUCCCCACCCACCACCACCACCACCACCACCACUAAGCCCGCCUCGGGCUGUUGUCGACCUACCUUGACAACACGAUCUCACAACGUAAAACCCGAAAGCCCCAAGUACUGGCUGGCUGAUUGAACCGUCGCCCACUGGCUCCUCUGGCCACUGAAUAAUUCUCGCGCCGUCCCGCACGCAGGCCGGUGCUCUGUCCCUGCCUGCGACAACAAGGUAUCGCUGCUACCUGCCUACCUUGGUGCUCCCUCCCUAGCCACAAGUCGCCAGCUAUUCACGUGGCUCUGCCCUCCAUUUUCUGUUCGCCCCAUUGCAGCCCAGGGCCUAGCCACAGCCCCCUCCCGUUACAAACGAAGGGCUACAUCAGCUCGCAUAUGCCACGGCGCAGCCAAUCAAAGGUUGCUUCGCCCACCCAGACAGCUGCCAGCGCAUCCACGCAUACCCAGCAGAUUGGGUGUGCACAUCCCAACCGACGUCGCGGGUACCCAAGUGACGACAGCCCUGCUCAGCGCAUGCCCAACUUGGCCUGGACCCUUGGUGAGGCUUAAUCCUUUCAAAAUCACGUCCGGACUUCGCCCCUCCCACAAGGUUCGGUCCUCCGCAGUCAAACGGCCCCAGCUCCCUCUCAGCUUUUGCCUGCUUUAUCUGUCCUCCCACCAGCUAUCACAGCCCUCGGCUCCACCAAUCUCGCGCCAACAAAGGAUAUACAAGCUUACCGGACGCGCAACGCGAACGGUCCACAUAGCUGCGCGGACCACCCUCGACACACCCCAGCAUUCGCCUUUACUGGUCACGGCUGUUGUCGGCGCAGUACCCCAGUCCCAGCUUCCAGUAUGAUGGAGUACGCGCAAUACCAGCCAGCAACCCAGAGCACACAUUCUGCAUAUCAGACCUCGGCGGCGUCCAACAGUAUCACCUCGCCGUCCCUCCAGCACGCACACCAAGCCUCCCCGAUCCUCUCCUCGCAAGCCGCGCAGCAGUCGCAGCAGCAGCCACAACAACAGCAGCAACAAUCCCAGCCGGCCAACGCGAGUCAAGGGCACACCAUGUAUCAAUCACAGUACGGCGUGCCUCAACAGGGCAUGCAUUAUGCCAUGCCCCAGAUCCAAGCCGCCGCGCUGGCAGCCACCGCCGCGGCGUCAGGGUCAGGCUACCCUUAUGGCGUUUCCCAGGAUCCCAGCCUGCAACAAACAUCGCCCCGGAUCGCUGGGGCAAACGCCAAGAAGGAUACCAGGCCUGGACCGCGGUCGCCGCAGCAGAUGAACAACCUGCCGCAGCGUCGCCUGAGCCAGGUCACUAGCCCCGGAGUUCCGAACGCGCAAGCCAUGAUGAACCACGCUGCCGCUCGCCCUGGCGCCGCGCCGCCUCCGAUGCCCACACAACAGAUGCACCCUCCACCGCAGUCGCCCGAGAUUCAGCCUGGUGCUGUCGAGGAAUCGCCGCUCUACGUCAACGCGAAGCAGUUCCAUCGCAUCCUCAAGCGCAGAGUAGCGAGGCAACGCUUGGAGGAGGCCCUGCGACUCACGUCCAAGGGUCGCAAGCCUUACCUACACGAGUCUAGGCACAACCAUGCCAUGCGGCGGCCCCGUGGCCCGGGCGGGCGUUUCUUGACAGCAGAUGAGGUUGCCGAGAUAGAGAAGAAGAAGGGUGGGGGGGUUGAUUCAGUCUCCAAGCCAGAUGCCGAACUGGCAGCUGGCAAGGCGGAGACGGGAGGUGCGGGCACAAAGCGAAAAUCUACCGCCUCGUCCAAUGCGGCUAACAAGAGAACCAAAGUGGAAACGGAGAGCCCGGAGGAUGACGACGACGAUGACGCCGAAGACGACAGAUGAUCGACAAAACCCGGAGCAAAAAAAGAAAGAGAAAAAAAAGCAGCCAUCACUGGAGCUUGAGGAAAAGACAUUCCCAGAAAAAAAUACACCAAAUUCAAAACCACACCACAAAACAACAAAACCAACAACCCACCCCACUGGAAUACAAUGCAUGCGCAUCGCCUUAUACCCCUCAGCUUUCUUUUGUUCGCAUCAUGACGUUACGACUCGACAGAGCUGGCUUGAGCUUCGGGACUCUGUUAUCGGUUAUCAUCACACCACCAUCCCCAUCCCUUGAUUAUAGUUGCGGCGAAUUGGCGAGGAGUCUGGCGGUCUGAAGUUAUAUCUCAACUCUACGAAUACAUCCUGCAGAGACCGGGCAACCCUUUGUUUGUCUCUUGCGUCAUAUUUUCUUGCCUUCUAUUCUUCAUGUCCUUUUAUUUUAGGUCCAUUUGUCUCUAAAAACGACACUGUUCACUUUAUUUACAAUUUCCAGCUGCUGUGCGAUCUCUGUUGGAUGGAUGUGCUCACGAACAUCGAGAGUCUGCCGCCGCGAGCCGCCAUUUGGUUGGCGGCCGAACCCCCUCAUUUCGGUCCUUUCUUGGGCGAGCCGACGGUGUUUGGCACGCCUAGCCUUUCCCGAAUUCUUGGGAAGGUAAAUUUUCUUGGGUGGUUAUUCAUGCUUCUGUCCAGGACGACGGGCUCGGGGAUAGGAACAUAUAAGAUUGGGAGAUCUGGACAUGGGUGGGAAGGCGGAUGGUUGGGCUUGCAAGCAUGGGCUGGGAUUUAUGCUGGCAUCAGGGUCGGGUAGGAACUGUUUACGAAGCAUAUACAUUCUAUACCUAACAUGUUUUCCUCCUUCUGCGGCUGGACUAGCAGUAUAUCUCUGGUAUCUAUCGAGAUGGCAGUUAAGAAUCUAAUGUCUCGUCUCCAGAUUCCC
Gaeumannomyces tritici R3-111a-1 is the source of this 4337-nucleotide messenger RNA. RefSeq names its product nuclear transcription factor Y subunit A-7. The record is from RefSeq and is a predicted model, not a curated record. Bases 2423 to 3418 code for a protein of 331 amino acids. Gene Ontology annotation, molecular function: DNA-binding transcription factor activity, RNA polymerase II-specific; RNA polymerase II cis-regulatory region sequence-specific DNA binding. Gene Ontology annotation, cellular component: CCAAT-binding factor complex. The transcript is spliced from 2 exons. Gene Ontology annotation, biological process: regulation of transcription by RNA polymerase II. Lineage: Eukaryota; Fungi; Ascomycota; Sordariomycetes; Magnaporthales; Magnaporthaceae.